AGGUAACGGGGCCGGGCGGGGCGCGCCGCUGCCGAGCGCACCAUGCUCCGCGGGGGCUGGCGGAGCCUCGGCACCGCCCUGGCUGCGCUGGGAGCCGGGGCCCUGCUCCGAGCCGGGGUGCGCCGGGCGUUUUAAGCUGACUCACAGCCCCAAGUAGGUCCAGCGCAGCUGCGAGCUGUCUUCCUGCACACAGAGCACGAGCAGAGGAAGUCGAAGACGGUCACGCAAGCCGACAUGAAGGUGGAGUUACUCCCAGCGCUCACUGACAACUACAUGUACCUCCUCAUUGACGAGGAAACGAAGGAGGCUGCAAUAGUGGACCCUGUGCAGCCCCAGAAGGUUUUGGAUGCAGUCAAAAAGCAUGGCGUGAAGCUGACCACUGUCCUGACCACACACCAUCACUGGGACCAUGCUGGAGGAAAUGAGAAGCUUGUAAAGAUGGAGACGGGGUUGCGUGUGUAUGGGGGAGACAGCAGAGUUGGAGCACUGACACAGAAAGUGUCUCACCUUACGUCACUCAAGGUGGGAUCUCUUAAUGUGAAAUGCCUCUGUACGCCGUGUCACACUUCUGGACACAUCUGUUAUUAUGUGACUAAGCCAAAUAGCUCCGAGCCACCUGCAGUUUUUACAGGUGACACGCUGUUCGUGGCUGGCUGCGGGAAGUUCUUUGAGGGGACCCCUGAGGAAAUGUACAGAGCGUUGAUUGAGAUUUUGGGCAGCUUGGAUCCUGAAACGAGAGUUUACUGUGGCCAUGAAUACACUAUCAACAACCUCAAAUUUGCUCGACACGUUGAACCCAACAAUGUCAGCAUCCAGGAAAAGCUUGCUUGGGCCAAGGCCAAAUAUGACAGUGGAGAGCCAACCAUACCCUCCACCAUUGCAGAAGAGUUUACGUACAACCCCUUCAUGCGAGUGAGGGAGAAGACGGUUCAGGAGCACGCUGGGGAGACCGACCCCAUCCGCACCAUGGGAGCCAUCAGGAAAGAGAAGGACAACUUCCGCGUCCCGAGGGACUGAGCACUCUGCCUUUGUGUCACUUUAUUGUCGUUUCAUAGUAACUUAGGCUGUUCAGAUGUUUUAGAAAUUCUGUCGUGGUCCAGACAGUCCUGUUUAGGUUUCUAGUUUGUUUUAAUUAAGGAAAAAAAAAAAAAAGCACUUUGCCCUUGUUGAGAUAUUCUGUUGAGACAUUCUACAGCAUAUUUAUAUUAUGAUGAAGAAUAUUUAUCCCUCUGUUGCUGGCUCUCAAGCUGUCACAUGCAGCUCAUUGUACAGGUGUUGGUACGUGGCUGGGGGCUGGAGUGGGGAUGGGUCAGAGCUCGAGGCCCAGGAACAAAUCCCCGUUACUUUUGUGGGCGCCUGAUGUGAACACAGACUGUGGCACUGGGGCUGUUUUAAGCGACGUUCACCAGUCUCCAUUUCAAAGAGGGAUAAAAUGCAGUAACUGCGUUGCCAGCUGAAGAUUUCAGCUUUUCUUCCAUGCUGCUGCUUAUUCAGAGCAUCACUUCUGGCUGCAUUAAACCACUUCCCGGUGGCGUAACGCUGCAGUAACUUUUCCAGGCAGCGUGCUGGCUCAGAGAUUGCACUGUUGCUUAUGCCCUUCCUCUGUUACCUGCAGCCCGCUUGCAUGGCACCUGCUUGCUGCUCCUGGGUGCGAGCUGUACUUUACUUGUAGUCGUAGACAGAAAGGAAGAAGGGAUUUGUCUGCUGGGAGGCUGCGGCUCGCAGAGCUGAGUUCAGUGGGAGCAGAUGCGGGGUGCUGCCGUGAUUCACGCGUACCCUGCAGCCAGCUCCUCUCCUGCUGGGUGUGAUGGGCAGCGAUGCCGUAACGAGCUCGCAGCCGCUGUGACCAGGGCCUGCUGUUGUCAAGUGGCAGUGUGCGAGCAGAGUUUGGUGUAGCACCACUUCUUUGUUGGUUUGGUUUUGUUUUUUAAAAAAAGAAGUUAAAUUUUUUAUGUACGUCAGGUUAAAAAAAAAAAAAGGUACCUAAAAUGUUACUGACUCCUUAACUCGAAUGCUGUGCUGCUACAACGAAGCAUGACUGUACUGACCGCUGCUUGACCACUGAGGAAAUAAACGCAACUGUAAGCGGUGUGGCAGUCUGCAACAGGUGCAG
Numida meleagris (helmeted guineafowl) is the source of this 2113-nucleotide messenger RNA. RefSeq names its product hydroxyacylglutathione hydrolase, mitochondrial. The record is from RefSeq and is a predicted model, not a curated record. Gene Ontology annotation, cellular component: mitochondrion. Gene Ontology annotation, biological process: glutathione metabolic process. NCBI's taxonomy places the organism in Eukaryota, Metazoa, Chordata, Aves, Galliformes, Numididae. The transcript is spliced from 10 exons. Gene Ontology annotation, molecular function: hydroxyacylglutathione hydrolase activity. The coding region runs from base 235 to 1017 and encodes 260 amino acids.